UUACGUCACUAGGGUAUUCCCGCACUUCUGUCGUUCAGCACUCGUGCACUGUCUCAGUUUCAGUACGCUGCUGGUGAGAGAACAUUUCUCGUAACAAAACGCUGGAAAUAAGAGUCAGCGAUCGUGAAAGGAAGUAAAUUCUGUGACGCAAGCAAGGCAACAUGGGAGGCCUUUUCAGUAGUCUGCAGCAGCAGCAGACAGAAACUCAUUCAGCUACAUCUGGCCAGUCAACUUCGCACAGACCAUAUUCAUCCCAGAGCAAAGCUCAGUCUUCUUAUGAAGAUCAAAAAUAUGCCGCGUACCCACAAUAUUUUGAAGCACGAAGACAACAGUUACUGGAGGAAGAGAAGAAACGGCAAGCCAUUCAGAGGGAAAAAGAGCGAUGUGUUGUACCUAUUAGCAGCACACCUCUACACAGAGCCAUUCUUCAGCAGCCCUUAGCAGCAAACUGGAGUCCACUGCCCAGUAAUUCUGCAUUCAUCAAGAUUGAUGUUACACAGUUUACGCAAGAAUACAACACAGUCAAACAUCUUUUCAAGAAUACAAAUAAAAAGAGAUUUAACGUCGUUCAAAUUGAACGAAUACAAAAUCCAUACUUGUUAGGCUGUUAUCUAUUAAAGAAAAGUGAGAUGGAGUGCAUACUUGGAGGUUAUGUUGAAGAAAGAAGACUUUUCCAUGGAACAAGACAAAGUAAUGUACACGAUAUUUGCGAGAAUAACUUUGAUUGGAGACUUCAUGGUGAUAGCACGGGAAACAGAUAUGGAAAAGGGGUAUCCUUCUCACCCAUUUCACACUAUGCCAGCUAUUAUUCUGACAAGAAUGCCGCAGUGAAGGUGAUGUUUCUCGUCAGAGUUCUGAUAUCAAAUACUACCGUAGGUCAUGGGGACAUGACCAUCCCACCUCUUAUAAGUCCUGGUUACGAUCAGAGCGCACUGAGAUACGACACUGCCCAAAAAGAAAAUGGGCAUGUGAUUGUAAAAUUUUCUGAUAACGAGUAUUAUCCAGAAUAUUUAAUACACUAUACAGUUUCAGGAGUUCAACAAAACAGAAAAUAUUAUGAUACAAACUUUGAUUAUUAUUAAACACUUUUCUUAAUUGGAAUAUCCUUUGGCCAUAAUACUUUAUGCAUUACUGAAAUGGCUAGUAAAAUUAAAAAGGAUUAUAAAACUUAUGCACAUUCUUUUUCUUUUGAUCUAAUACAGAAAAUGACAUUAACACACCCAAGUUAAUGGAAUACGGUUGCUGGUUGCAGUGGUAACAGGAAAGAACAUUCUGUGCAAAUAAUUUGACAACCUUUUUGUUCUCAUUGGAUUUAAAACAACACUCUUUGCUAUUGUAAAUAUAUAGCAAGUUAAGUUCAAGAUAUAUUCAUGAAUGUCUUUGUGUAAUGUGGCCAUUACUGAUUGUGUAAAUCAUGAAUUAUUACUAUCAAAACUAAUUUUUUAUGGAAUUUGAAAUAUAGCUGGUCAGUGGUUUAAAUCAUACCUUCAUGACAGAAAGCAACAGGUAUAAAUAAAAUCAGCAGAUUCAAAUGAUAGGACCUACUAAACUGGAAUUAAGUUAUUCAACCAAAGUUACAAAUUUGCAUAAAAUAUAUACUUGUCAUUAUUAUAGGCAUGUCAUUUUUGUCAGACAAACCUGUAUCUGUACAGUACUUGAACAUCCAUACUGUUGACCAUCCUGGUGAUUAUAUUCAAACGUAAGGGUGGCAGCAUGUAGUGGAGUUCUGUAUCAGGCUUGACUUCUUAUUUUCAUUAUUAUUAUGAGAAAAACGGAAUUUGUUGACACAUACAUUAUGUAGAUGUGUUAUUCAGUUUUACUGCCUUUAAAAUAAUUUGAGAUGUCCUUAAUGAGAAAUACACAGGCUACAACUGAGAUAUCUCAUAAUUACUGCACUAAUGUUAAUGUCAGCUGGCCACUGUUGAUUGGACAAAAUCACAAAUUUAGAUUGUUUAACUGUGAUAAACUAUUAAAGUAUUUUGUCCAAUCCUACAUGAAUUUUUACUGAAACUGUGGCUGUAUUGGCCUGCUGAUUCAGUGUGGAAUAAUUAAAGUCAGAGACCCAAGUAAAAUUUAAAUACAAAAAUAAUCUGAUAUUAUUUUAGUACUACUAACCUGCAACUUAUUAUAACAGCCUUCAUUAAUUCUGUGUCACACUAAUUAAUUAUUACACUUCACUACAUUACUUAAAGCACACUAAUUAAUUAUUACACUUAACAACAUUACUUAAAACACCUUGUACUUUAUCAACCACAUGGAUCACAAAGACUUAUCAUAUGCUGUCAGAAAUGUAGUCACAUGUGAGGGUAAAUUCUAAGAAGGUUGGAAGAUACUGUGGUAAAUGUCAUAAUUGUAAUGUUGGCGCCAGCUGUUUGUGGCUGUCUUCCAUAAGUUGUAUUAAUGAUUCCUUGAUAAAUGGUUUUUUUUUAAGAUUUCAAUUUAAUAAAAUUAUACAAUAUGCAAUCAUGUGAUUUUAUGACAUUUCUCACUGUUUCUAAUCGAUACAUAAAGCUCCCUUAUGUUAUAAACUAAACUGAAGAUAUGAAAUUUUUUCUGGAUAUUUUGCAGUGAAAUUACAGGUUCAUCUUCAAACUAGUUUAUAAUAAACAGAAACACGAUUUAUUUAGAGUUGAAAUAAAGUAAACUUAGGCUACUGGUUAAA
This is a messenger RNA of Zootermopsis nevadensis, 2662 nucleotides long. Its product is annotated as protein mono-ADP-ribosyltransferase PARP12. Lineage: Eukaryota; Metazoa; Arthropoda; Insecta; Blattodea; Termopsidae. The record is from RefSeq and is a predicted model, not a curated record. Gene Ontology annotation, cellular component: nucleus. Gene Ontology annotation, molecular function: NAD+ poly-ADP-ribosyltransferase activity.